Linderina pennispora is the source of this 2156-nucleotide messenger RNA. RefSeq lists its product as uncharacterized. Gene Ontology annotation, cellular component: cytoplasm. Lineage: Eukaryota; Fungi; Kickxellomycota; Kickxellomycetes; Kickxellales; Kickxellaceae. Gene Ontology annotation, biological process: chromatin remodeling. The record is from RefSeq and is a predicted model, not a curated record. The transcript has a single exon. The coding region runs from base 172 to 1890 and encodes 572 amino acids.
UGAGCGCACCAAUGCCACAGCCGUGCACCGUGUCGCUUGGCGAAUAUGUUCAGGCAUAUAUUCCCCAGGAAUACAUGUCAAUGGUGGUUUCUGGGCUACUAGACAACGCUGAGCUGGGCGACGACCGGAGCCUUCGACUAGCCGCACUUGACACGUUGGCUGACUGCUGCAAUGGUGGGCUUCUUGGUGGAGCAGAUAGGCUUGAACUCAUAUUCCCCGGCAUUGCAUCAGUGCUGGCACGGAUCGCGUUGGGCAGGGCACCCGCUCCCAGUACGCCUAAGGCCGACAGCCAGUUUAUCAAUGAUAUGCGACAACUGUCGCUGGAAUGGGCAGAGCUAUCGGAAGCCGCCAGCAGCAGUGCGGGCACGGGCUAUUGAUGCGUUGGCUGCAGCUGUCGUGGCUGUAUACGGCGAUGCGCGCAAACAGCCGUCUAGUAAAAGUACUGCGAUGGGGGAGCUAGCGAGUCGGGCGCGGUUGUUGGCAACAGCAAGCAUCGUACAGAACAAGGCAACUGAUACUGACGAUGAUCCGAGUGAAAGUGAUGGGCAAUUGCAGUUCCAGCGUCUGUUGCGCAGGUUGGCAGAGCUGCGCCAUACGGAACACCUAGUAAUUGCCAGUGCGUUGGAGGCGCUAUUUGCAGACAUCGUUAUGAGCUGUGCCAGCAUGCUGCAAUCGCCAGCAUUCUCUACAGCCGUUGAGGCUUGUCUGAUCUUGGCCAUCACACGCAAAUCCACAGAGGGUGACAGUGAUACACUUUGCCGGAUUGCAGACAAAUGCUGGACUGAGGGCAUGGGCCCGGUGUAUAGACACAGGAUUGGCGAGCUGGCCGAGUCCUGCUUUAGCCUGUUUGAGCAGUACAUCACUGGGAAUUCAGAGUCUCAGCGCAGAGAUGUACUGUGCUUGUUAGCAGGGUAUAUGCGCGUGCUGGGUCCGAGCGACACACAGUCACUGAUGCUGCAGUGGUGGUCUACGCGUGGUGUAUUGUCGCUGAUUGCGUCUUUGACAGUCUCGCUUCCCGGAACGUCGCUCUUGAUAUCUGAGGUUUCCAGCACUAGUGACCCAAAGGAGUCGGUUGACUACGUGCUGGACUUUUAUCGUACACCGGAACUGAAACUUGCGCUAGACAGAUUUGUUGGGCAGGUUGUCGAAUCAUUCACAGCACGAAGGCUACGGACACUGCUUAUCGGGCUCUUGGAAACCCAGCCUGACAGUGUCCACUCGCAGAUGCUGUGGCUGCUUUCUCGGAUUACAUCUCUGGGAGAAAGCGAGUACAAGGACGGCGAGGAUGCUGAGUAUCAGCCGGUAGUCGAGUACAUCGCCAACUAUUUCAACAAACUGCAGUCGGCCAGUGACGAGGAAACGUCAGACAGCAUCCAGACGAUCGACGCUGCCAGCCAGGAUGUCUUGCAGUCGUGCAUGGUACUAAACACGAUAUCGACCGUUGUGCCUCGCAUCGGCACCAGCAUAGCCUACUACAUGGACUCGCUGUUGUUUCCACUGCUCGAGACGACAACUGCUCAGUCACCUGUGGUGCGUGAGCAGGCACAACAGGCACUGGCUGUGCUUGCUCGCACCUCUGGUACAGUAUCGAUCCCCGAUAUGCUUCGCAGCAACAUUGACUAUAUUGUCGAGGGCUGCUCGCGACAGCUGCGCAUAGUUGAUUUACAUCCAAAAGUGUUCAACAUCCUCAUUGGGUGCGUUGAUCUGGUUGGCGAAGGAAUCCUGCUGUACAUGGACGAUGUUGUCGAGGACACAUUGGACGUGUGCGAGUCAUGGAUGGAUGAUGAUGUGAUGAUGACCAGCGCACUGCGGUUUUUAGGAGGUCGUUACGCGCACCGUAUCGACGUCUCAACAGCUGCUGGACCAAGAUGCCCGCAAACUGCUAGAUGAUGGGCACAAUACAGCUGCAAAGAGAUCUAAGGACAUCAUCGGCGACGUGCUAGACGAACUGCAGAAAACGGAGGACCAAGAGCGGCUGUUUGAGUUCACAACCAUUGGCAGCGACGAUGCCAAUGAUGACACCGACAUGGAACAGAGUGCGCUAGCUAAUACUGACGUGGCUAGCGUGGACGACCCAUCAGAAGAGGCGGCUGGCAAUCCGCUGGCGAUAAAAAUCACACUGGUUGCGCAAAACUUCCUGUCACACAGCGGCGCUC